Lactuca virosa is the source of this 651-nucleotide messenger RNA. The record is from the annotation of a GenBank genome assembly. Lineage: Eukaryota; Viridiplantae; Streptophyta; Magnoliopsida; Asterales; Asteraceae.
AUGUUUGAAUCUACAAGAAGUAUUAUGAGUUGGCUUGGUGAUUGUGGAAAGGUUAUACCAGUGAAAAACAAUCCAGUACAAUGGACAACUCCUCUUAGACUUCAUGUUGUUCAACCAUACCGCAAAUUAGGAGGACAUCUUAUUACGACAUCUCUUCAAGUUUUGACACUACAACGAGAAACCGAUAAGGUGAUGGUGAAAAGACAAAGAACAUCAUUUCCUCCUAACUUUGUCCACUCUCUUGAUGGGUCCCACAUGAUGAUGACAGCCAUUGCUUGUAAAGAGGUUGGCUUAAGUUUUGCAGCCAUGAAAAAUCCUAAUUCUACUCUCCUUAGAAGUAAAUGGAGUCCUAUUCCAAUACCCUAUAGAACUAUCCUUGAGCCCAAAGGUCAAGAUAUUGAUUACAUCAACAUAGCUCACAGUCAUCUUCUUCACUCUGAUUGGGCUAAGCUAGAUAAAAUAUUAACUAAAUCUAAUUCAUUACGAGUGAAGCACAUUCUGUUAAAGCUUCAAAAUGACUACGUCAUUUCCCUAAAACUCUUCAAAAGGAUUGAGCUUCACAACCCUAGUUUACUCACCCUCGAAACAAUUCCAUCAUCCUCCACAUCCUCACCAAGAAUCGUAAAUUUGUGUCAACUGAAUCCAUUUUAA